This is a messenger RNA of Acanthosepion pharaonis, 714 nucleotides long. Lineage: Eukaryota; Metazoa; Mollusca; Cephalopoda; Sepiida; Sepiidae. The record is from the annotation of a GenBank genome assembly.
AUGAAUACGGACCGCUAUCUCCAGAUGCCUGAAUAUGACGUGUGGCCCACGGUGCCUGGCCGGGAUAACAUUGGUGACGUGAUAUUUAUGCAGGAUGAUGCACCUCCCCAUUUUGCUCUCACUGUGCGUUACACAAAAGAGGAGGUGUAUAAGACAAAGCCCCGCACACUGGAGGACUUAGAGACACGGAUUCAGGAGGUUCUCAAUGAUAUCCCAGAUGACGUCCUUCAGAAGAUUCUUCAUUCCAUCCUUGACCGUUUAAGGUACGGCAACAAAAGUCGCCGGUACAUAUCUUCUGCGGGACACCAUGAAUACGGACCGCUAUCGUCAAAUGCUCGAAAAUUACUUGUGCCCGAAUAUUACGUGUGGCCCACGGUGCCUGGCCGGGAUAACAUUGGUGACCAGAUAUUCAUGCAGGACGGUGCACCUCACAAUUUUGCUCUUACUGUGCGUGCGGGGUUAAACCAACAUUUUCCAGAACGUUGGACGGAACCACGUGGACCUCAUAAAUGUCCGCCUAGAAGUUCAGAUCUCAAUUCAUUUCCUUUUUUCCUGUGGGGUUACACAAAAGAGGAGGUGUAUAAGACAAAACCCCGCACACUGGAGGACUUAGAGACACGGAUACAGGAGGUUCUCAAUGAUAUCCCAGAUGACGCCUUUCAGAAGGUUCUUCUUUCCAUUCUUGACCGUUUUAUGUCACUAGUGCUUCCGUAG